Molecule: messenger RNA, 2111 nt
Organism: Musa acuminata subsp. malaccensis (wild Malaysian banana)
Lineage: Eukaryota; Viridiplantae; Streptophyta; Magnoliopsida; Zingiberales; Musaceae
Product: squamosa promoter-binding-like protein 12
Cellular component (GO): nucleus
Molecular function (GO): DNA binding
Source: RefSeq, a predicted model, not a curated record
GGGUGGGGGAGUAUUCUUGAGCCUGUCACUGUACCUGCUGAAUAGUUUACUCCCCACCAUGGAUUGAAGUCGCUGGAGACCUCUUCUCCUUGCCUCUUUGACUUUGGGGUUUGGUCGGCGGCAACAUUACAGGUACUCCGACUGCUUUCCCUAGGUUUUCAGAUCUUGAUUCCUGUCCAUGCUGCUUGACGCCCAUGAGAUCUUGAUCCCUGGUAACCCUACGGAGCAACCGUACAUGAAAUCUUGAUUCUGGGGCGAACAGUACAUCAAAUCUCUUGUUCUUGAUUACUUUUGGGUAAUAGUACAUGAAAUUUUUGAUUUUUUUUGGGGGAAACAGUACGUUAAAGAUCUGAUCUUUUCAGAAUUUUUUUGGGUGAUGGUACAUGAAAAAGCUCAUCUUUUUUCCCCCUCUGGCUUUGAUACUUUAUUUCGGUCUCCGUUGGUCGAUAGUGCAUGCAAUCUCUCUGCUCGGAUGAUGGAUUGGAAUGCGAACGCUUCCUUGCUGUGGGAUUGGGACAACCACGCGCCGUUCGGAGGGAACUGUAAGCUGUUCGGCGGCGGUGCUUCCUCUGGCUCGGAAUUCGGGAACGGUUCCUCAUCCAAGAGCACCAUCUCUGCUUCCUUUGAUUCCUCAUCGAAAGCAGGAAAGGAACCAGAGGCUGAUGCAAACCCGAAGACUCACGAGAAGAACAAGUUUUUGCAGGAAUCUGGUUCUUCCCUGCUUCCGGCGGCCGCGGCCGGGUUGGAGGAAUCACAGAUAGGGCUAAAGCUCGGUAAGAGAACCUACUUUGAGGAUGUUUCAGCUGAGAGUAACUCAAAGAACCACCCUUUGUCGUCGUCGUUGGAUUCUGCGUCGGUACCGACUGCUGUGCUUAAGAAGUCGAGAGUGUCACAUCAGAGUGCACAGAGUACGUGCUGCCAAGUUGAGGGUUGCAACAUUGACCUCAGUGUAGCCAAGGACUAUCACCGGAAGCACAGGGUCUGCGAGAUGCAUUCUAAAUGGCCCAAGGUUAUCGUCGGUGGUCAGGAGCGCAGGUUUUGUCAGCAAUGCAGCAGGUUCCAUGAGUUGUCUGAGUUUGAUCAGAAAAAGAGAAGCUGCAGGAGACGUUUGUCUGAUCAUAAUGCACGACGUCGGAAGCCACGGACGAACUUGAUCUCGUUCAAUUCGACAAAUUUUUCUUCAUCGCUUUAUGAUGAUAAACAUCAGAUGAACUUGCUAUGGAAUAAGGCUCCUUUUGGUCAUAUGAAACCUGUGGCAAGCACCAAUAUUGAAGGUUUGCCAAGUUUCAAGCUCACACAAAAAGGGUCAUGGGAAAAAUCACCAAAAGACGGUGGCACUGAUGCACAAUUGCAUUUGCCAAAUGCUCAGCUAUCAAAUGGAUUUUUUACGCUUUAUCCUGAUGUAGACAAGCUCUUGCCACUCAAAGGCACUGCCACUGAAGUUCUCAAUCAAGGUUCAGAGGCAUCUGCAGGGGCUUUGAACUUGGGCGGAGCACCAGAUCUUCGUCGUGCUCUCUCUCUUCUGUCAACCAAUUCUUGGGGCUCUCCUGACCCUGGACAAACUUCUUCCAUCGUCGAGUUUGUCGAUGCUAGUCACACCAGUACAGCACAGCCCAUGGUACCUACGAUCAACUCCUCGAGUCACUGGAUACACGGGCAACCUCUAGCUCAACAACCUCAGCUGCUACCAUUUACGAUGCACCGAAGUGGCAACCAGCCCCAGGAGCUUCUGCUGCAAAACACCCCAUAUCGGGACAAUCUAUUUGAUCCCAGUCAGAUUCACUGACGUGGGCUGAAGAAGUGGCGACGGCUUGUUGUAACUCUCCACUUAUUUUUUCAGAUGCCAGACUUGCAUCAUCUUCAAACUGCUGCAUCUACAUUUUGGCUCAAGCUGCUGCUGCUGCAUUGUGAAGAACAGCUUUAUGAGUUGUUCUUGGUUGUGUUCAUGCAGAGUAGGUAGUAGGUUAUGGUGGAUUCAAGGACAUGAUCUGUAUUAUCUUUCUCAGACUGACCUCUUGUGCCUCCCCAAACAUUUGGUACUGAGUUGCUGUAGUUUCUUUCUUUCACCUUUUGCCUGGUUCUCAUUUAAGUAGCAAGAAUUCCUUGAAAUA